Myiozetetes cayanensis is the source of this 2207-nucleotide messenger RNA. Its product is annotated as mediator of RNA polymerase II transcription subunit 1-like. The transcript is spliced from 17 exons. Bases 186 to 1757 code for a protein of 523 amino acids. Gene Ontology annotation, biological process: cellular response to thyroid hormone stimulus; regulation of transcription by RNA polymerase II. Gene Ontology annotation, cellular component: mediator complex. The record is from RefSeq and is a predicted model, not a curated record. NCBI's taxonomy places the organism in Eukaryota, Metazoa, Chordata, Aves, Passeriformes, Tyrannidae. Gene Ontology annotation, molecular function: nuclear vitamin D receptor binding; nuclear retinoic acid receptor binding; nuclear thyroid hormone receptor binding.
GACGGUCGGGGCGGGGCAGGGUGCGGUGCCCCCGGUCUCUGGCGCGCGCCCCGUGCCCGGAGGGAGCCAUCCCGGUGCGGGGCCGUGUCCCGCCCGUCCCACUGCACCUGCUCUCCAUCCCUGCUUCUCCUCCUUUGUCUCGGCCGAAACGGUGAAGGGAGGCAGUGAGAAAACAUCGUAGCCCGAUGUCUGUCCCUCCUGCCUGCCAGCUAAUCCCCGCUCUGGAGAGUAGGCGAGGCGUGUCCUGCCGUGGUGUUGUGACAGCUAUUUCUACAAAUGCUUUAAUGGAACAGUUGUGUUUAAAAUACCAGCAAAGGCCAUGGACUGAAACGCUGAGACUUGUUUAUUUUUGCAUGGAUAACCCCCUGCGAAGGCCUGUUAGCCAUGCUCCAGACAGUCCAUUACUUUCUUGCAUGGAGAAGAUAGAGAGGACAUUACAUGCUAAAUCCAUGUUUUCUGUGAUGAAUGCAUUGGAAUCUUUAUCCAGACAAAAAGGACUUAAUGUUCAUGUUAGUCCCAGUGGGACUUCCUGCUACAUAACAUCAACGAUGUUUUAUUUAGAAGCUCAGCUGGGAAAGGAUGGAAAUGUGAUGGAUGUAAAGUUGGCUCACUUUGGAGAAGCUCCUAUGGUUUGUGACGACUUGGUGCAGCUUCUAAGGAUGAAGAACUAUGAUGCCUUUGGAAAGAUUUUAGAAGACCUGUCAAAUAUGUAUCAAAUUCCAGGAAACAGUGAAAUAAAAGCUAAGGGAUAUCUUGCUUUGAAGGCCCUUGAAAAAGACCUUUAUUCAAUGUCUCUUCUGGACAGAACACAAGAUGUAAACAGAGUUACUGAAAUACUUCAUGGCAAAGUAGGACACCUGGUGCCAAGAACUGGAGGAACUCCUAUGAACAUUGAAUUUUACAUUUCUCCCUAUCAAAUUUUGGAAGCAGAACUAAAUCCUGGUUCCCAGGUUUGUGGAACAAAAACAGUUGUAACUGUUGAAGGCAGUGAUAUGCUCCACAAACUUCCUCUUUCUCCACUGAUUGUAGAUCCUCAAUCUGGAGAGGACAGCAACCCUGCUUUUUUGCAACUGACUGAUGAACUCACCAUGGAUUUGCCAGCUCUUUUUGUGCUGAAGUUUCAUCAGCCUGUUCCUAUGUCCUCAUCCAGUAUUGAAGAUAUACAGAGGCUCACAGGAAUUCAGAUUUCUGGCUUGAAACUAGCUCCGCUGUAUGAGCUAAUUGUUCAGUCUGCUCUAAAAGAAAAACGCAGUGAAGGCUUGUCUACAAAUGAAUCUUGUUUCUUUGUGUCUCUUCCAGAUUGCCCAAAGCACUGUUACUUCAUAAACAAAGACUCAGAAAAAUCAGAUUUAGCAGGAGCCUUGGUCAGUAAAAUCCCAUUUAGCCAUCCAAAGUGUGUGCCUGGUGUAAUAGAGAUUCUUCGACAUCAAGUGGCAUAUAACACUCUUAUUAGCAGCUGUGUCUCUGACAAGCAUAUAAAUGAAGAUGAUUCAGAACUGCUUUACUUUGAAGUGGUACCACACAGGAACACCAGCUUUUGUGUCUUUUUCCUUCAUCCUGUGGAAGAGAAUUUAGCCUGUGUGAUAAUUGAUGUUAUAACCUCCAGAGAAGUCCACUGUCACGUUCAGUUAAAUCCUCAAGAUCCAGCUCUAAAUUGCAGUGAUGAUUUCAUAGCAAGAGCUGUGAAGCGAACUCCAGGGAGCCAAGGGCUGUGGGAAAGCAACUUUCAUAAAAUACAUUUUUCAUUAGAAGAAUGAAUCAACCCAAGAACUACACAGACCACAAUGCCCAAUUGUGGUUGCACGUGGAGUCUCACAUCUUACAAUCUGACUGAUGAAUAUCUCUAGUUAAACCCCCAAAUUAGCACUGUUCAGCUGUGUUGGCCCUACAUUUACUAGGGGUAUACCUAGACAUACAAAGCAAACAGCUUGCAUCACAAUUCAGCACUGCCUUUUACAAAUGCAUAUGCUUGUGCACAGGGAUCCAGCAUCUUUUGGUAAAACAGUACUUUGCUGUGAUGACUUCUAAGAAGAGUUUCUGUAAAUUCCUGCUACAUUUUCCUGAUGUUUAGAAGAAACUAAGCCACAAUAACUUUUAAGCAGCCACUCUUACUUUUCCCUUUAAGUCAUCCAUAUGUAUAUUGAGGUAUGUACCAGUAAAUCUAAAAUGGCUAAAAGACCAUGAAAUCAUUUUUAUAGAAAUACCUU